AUACACUUGGAGGGCUCGGCGAGCAAGGAGCGACUAGUGCGCACAAACGUGUCCGCUUUUACGCGCGGGAGGACGGACGGCGAUGCUGCAGCUUUGCGCCCCCACUCUCUCUCCCUCUCUCUCUCUCUCUGCAACUUUUCUUUUUUUUUUUUCUCCUGCAACACCUCCUUUAAGGAAGUUUGGAUUUCUCAACCCCCCCAACCCCGUCCCUCACAAUUGGAACUUUUUUUUUUUUUUUUUUUUUUUUUUUAAAUAAAUAUGAGAGGUCGGUUCGCUGUCACUUUUCCACGCCUUUUAAUUGCUGAAAUGUCUUAUUCCGUUUUAAGGGUGGGAUAAAAAAAAGAAAGAAAAAAAGAGGAGAGGGGCAGGAGAAAGAAGGUGUGACAACUGUGGAUCUCUGCAAGUAACUCCUACUAGCGUCCAAAAGGGGGGGAGGAUGAGGGGGGGCAUCGGCCAGUACCCCCCUCUCCUUGAUUGAUUAGUUAUUAGUCAUCCCUUUGGCUAAAUGGGACCCAUUGAAAAGGCACCGUGGAACACAUGCAUGAAUCAAAUAUUCCCGUGUCCCUUCAAUGUCUCCACAGUAGUUUUGCUUAAGAAGAGAGGGGGUCGUGGCUGGCAAAUAUAAAGAAAAAGGAAGGACUCCAAAAAAAAAAGAAGAGAAAGUGUGGACUGUAUAUUUUGUUUUUGUUUUGUUUUUUUUCCAUUUUGGAUGUCACAUUUGAGUGGCGCUUUUCGCACAGAAUGAAACUUUGGACAUCACCCUGGCUGCCCUGCCUGGUGAUCCUCAUCCUCUGCUUUGGAUCAGAGUGCGGGACGGUCCGGAGGAAAGGCAGAUCCAAGCGGGACUUGGUGCGCUUGAGGGAGGCGAGAGCCGCCCUCCCGGGGGCUUGCGCCACGCGUCUGCCCCGGGGCAAGCGCUCCUUGGCCGGCUUGGAGCGCCGGGGGCUGCGGCAGCGUCGGCGCUCCUCGCAGCCGGAGGUGAGCUCCCCCGAGCGGGGGAAGGCUGUCUAUUUCACCGGCAGGGGCGACCAGCUCCGGUUAAAGCCCGGCGUGGAGAUCCCACGGGGGAACUUCACACUCGAGAUGUGGAUCAAGCCGGAGGGGGGCCAGCGCUCGCCUACUGUCAUCGCAGGCCUUUACGACAAAUGUUUCUACGCCUCCAGUGACCGAGGCUGGCUUCUUGGCAUCCAGUCCGUAAGCGAACACGGCAACCGCGAUCCCCGCUUCUUUUUUUCCUUGAAGACGGACCGUGCCCACAAGGCGACCGCCAUCCACUCAAACGCCCGCUACGUACCCAAUCAGUGGGCCCACCUGGCCGUCACCUACAACGGCAUCUACAUGAAGCUCUUCGUCAACGGCGCCCAGGUUGGCGUGAGUCGGGAGCAAUCUGGCGACGUCUUCAGUCACCUGACCAAAAAGUGCAAAGUGCUGAUGAUUGGCGGGAAUGCGUUGAAUCAUAACUACCGGGGCUCGGUUGAGAGGGUGGCUCUAUGGAGGCAGGCUCGGGAUCAGAGGCAGAUUAUCAGGGACAUGCAGGGCCACGAGGAUCCGCAAGAUCUACCUCAACUGGUCAUACGUGAAACAUUUGAGCACCCGGGCAGGAAGUGGCUGACUGUGAAAGAUGGUAGCUUCCCUCAGCCGGAGCAGAGGGGAAGUGGGCGGAUAGGUUUUGAAGGAAAUGCCCAUGGAUUAUUAGAUACUACAUUAGAGCCUCCAGUUUGUGGUCAAACUGUCUGUGACAAUGUCAAGGUCAUCGAAAACUACAACCAUCUUUGGAGCUUUCGCCGUGCCAAGAAAGUACGGUACCGUGUGAUAAACAUCUGGGACGACACUCGGACCAAGCCAACCGUGUCGGACCACCAGAUCAUCCUGCAGCACCAGCAGCUUAACGACGCCUUCAGCCCUUACAACAUCACCUGGGAGCUCAGCAUCCACAACGUCACCAACUCCUCCCUGAGGAACCGCUUGAUUCUCGCUGACUGUGACAUCAGCAAAGUGGGCGAUGACGCCUGCAACCCAGAGUGCAACCACCCGCUCACCGGGUACGACGCCGGUGACUGCGUGUCGCGGCACCGGAGCCGCUGCCCCGAGAGCAAGCAGGGCAACGGCAUUUGCGAUGCGGAAUGUAACUGGGAUGAUUUCUUCUACGAUCUUGGCGACUGUUGCAACCCCGACGUGACGGACGUGACCAAGACAUGCUUCAACCGCUCCUCGCCAUACAAAGCCUAUCUGGACGUGAAGGAGCUGAAAGAGAUCCUGCGCUUGGACGGCUCCACUCACCUGAACGUCUUCUUUGCCAACUCCUCCGAUGAAGAUCUAGCGGGGGUUGCCACUUGGCCGUGGGACAAAGAAGCCCUCACGCAUUUAGGCGGAAUCGUGCUGAACCCGUCCUUCUACGGUACAUUCGGCCACACCGACACCAUGGUGCACGAGAUAGGUCACAGUCUCGGACUCUACCACGUUUUCCGAGGGAUCUCAGAGAUCGAAUCGUGUAACGAUCCGUGUUUGGAGACGGAGCCCUCGAUGGAGACCGGAGAUCUUUGUGCGGACACUAAUCCCACGCCCAAGUUCAAAGAAUGCCACGAUCCAGAACCCGGCAACGAGACCUGCGGCUCUCCGCAUUUCACUAACACGCCUUUCAACAACUACAUGAGUUAUGCAGAUGAUUCCUGCACUGACUCCUUUACCCUGAACCAAGUGGCUAGGAUGCACUGCUACCUGGACCUGGUCUACCAGACUUGGCAACCUAAUUCCAAACCUCCUCCGGUGCCCAUGCCCCCACAGGUGGUGGAGCAACAUCACAACUCCUUCACUUUGGAAUGGUUUCCACCCAUUUCAGGACACUUUUACGACAGAGAAUUGGGAUCAGUGUGCGAUAAAUGCACCGAGGGUAGAGUUCUACUGCAAUACGCCUCCAACUCGUCAUCCCCGCGACCAUGCGAUCCCUCCGGACACUGGUCACCGCUUGGGGCUGAAGGUCCUCCUGAUGUGGAGCAGCCCUGUGAGCCGAGCGUGCGCACCUGGAGCCCCAACGCGGGCAACGAGCAGGGCAACGUGGGCCUGUCCGAGUGCCCACUCCAGGGCUGCAUGCUGCAGCUGGAGUUCCCCUACCCGCUGGUGCCCGACUCGCUGACCGUCUGGGUCACAUUCUUCAGCCCCGAAGAAACGGCUCUCCCCGCCAUCCACAACAUCCUCCUCCUCACCGUCCGCGGCGACAACAUCUCCCUGGGGCCCAGCAACGUUUUCUGCGACACGGCGCUCACCCUGAAGCUGGACAUUGAGGAGGAGGUUUACGGGGUGCAGUUUUUCACCAUGGAGCAACACCUGGAGAUCGACGCCACCCUGUUGGCGUCCAAACCAGACUCCUCUCUUUGCGGCGACUGCCAACCUCUGCGCUACCGCCUGCUGAGGCAGCCGCCCUUCACCCACGCGCCACACGGGCUCCUUUUCAACGAACCCAGUCGCCGUUAUACAGACAGGGAUGUGGAGCCGCAUGUGGCCUACACGUAUCGGGUCCAAACCAUAUCGAGCCGGAGCGAGAGCCAACCUUCCCCGCCGCUGGUGCAUGAACUUGGGGCACCCUAUUGCGGGGACGGACGGAUCCAGAGUUCCAAGGGAGAGGAGUGUGAUGACAUGAAUUCCAUGAAUGGCGACGGCUGCUCCAGUCAGUGCAAGAAAGAGGCUUUCUUCAACUGUGUCGAGGAGCCGAGCAUGUGCUACUACUACGACGGCGACGGCGUUUGCGAGGACUUUGAGCAAGAGACCGGCGUCCGAGACUGCGGGCUCUACACCCCCAGCGGCUUCCUGGACCAGUGGGCCUCCAGUGUCGAGGUUUCCCAUGAGAAGAAGCCAUACUGUUCGGGCGAGGUGGCUGCAGGGUAUCCUGCUGUUACCAAGACAUGUCAGUCCAAGGUGUUUGAUCUUUCCGACGGGGUGUCCCAAUAUGCCUGGUACCCCUGUCAGGAGGCCCACAAGACUUCCUGGGGAUACCCCAACUACUGGCUUAAGGCCCAUUUUUCUCAUCCGAUGGUGGCGGCAGCGGUGAUCAUACACCUGGCGGUCGACGGCACGGCUUACAUUGACCAGACUCAGUGUAACAUCACCGUUCAGCUGGUGGAUACCAAAGAGGGGAUCCAUAGCUUGGGCGAGUGGCGACUGAGCUGCCGUACCAACCCAUUGGUGAUUCCAGUCAGCCAUGACCUGUCGGUGGCCUUCUAUCACACCAAGACCAUCCUGGUCAUGUUCGCCUCCCGCCUCGUCGCCAUCUCCGGGGUGGGGCUGCGCUCCUUCCAGUCCUUCGACCCCAUCACUAUCAGCGGUUGCCAGAGCAAUGAAAUUUACAACCCCACAGGCCAGAGUUGUGUCCAUUAUUCGUGCGAAGCCAUCGACUGCCAGGAGCCCUUAAUCCGCAAUGCAGAGCUCAAGUGCAGCAAUGCCGGCCGCCACUUCUACAACGGAGACCGCUGCACCAUCUCUUGCAACUCCGGCUACGUCCUGCAAGUCCACCAGGAUGAUGACAUCAUCAAGAGCCAGUCUGACUCCUUGGUGACCAUCACCUGUGCAAACGGCAAAUGGAACAAGCAGGUGUCAUGCGAGCCCGUCGACUGCGGCCUGCCCGAUAAAUACCACGUCCACCCGGCCCAUUUCAACUUCCCCGAGGGCACCACCUACGGCAGGAAGAGCACUUUCCAGUGUCGUGAACCUGCCCAGCUUGUAGGUACAAACAACACUCUGACCUGCUUGGAAGAUGGUCUGUGGUCCUUCCCCGAGGCUCUCUGCGAGUUGCGCUGCCCGGCUCCUCCGCCGGUGCCCCAUGCCGUGCUGCAGACAAAGCGUUGCAACGAGACGGGCCUCAAAGUGGGAACGCUGUGCAAGUACAAGUGCAGGCCAGGCUACCACGUGACCAAUAAACCCAAGAGGCGUGCGUUUAAGCGCCAGUGCACAGAAGACGGCAGCUGGCUUGAAGGUGCGUGUGAGCCGGUCACCUGUGACCCGCCGCCCCCCAUCUUCCACGGCUCCUACCACUGCACCGACGGCUUCCGCUUCGACAGCGUUUGCCGCCUCAAUUGCUCAACCGAUGCCGCCGGUAAUAGCGGCAAUGCCGUCACAGGAGGCUCCGCCCACACGGUGAGGCUGCUGCACGCUCCAUGCAAGCAGGGCUCCGGCUCCAACGUGAUCCGCUGUAGGAAGGACGGAAACUGGACGGGGUCCUUCCGCCUGUGCCCCAACAGCAAAGGCCAGUGUUCUUUACCUCAAAACCUGCACUACAGCCUCCAGUACUCAUGCAAGCGAGGACAUGGCAUAGGCGAGGAGUGCGAGCUGACGUGCAGAGAGAGCAACAACGACGUGGUGAUCCUCCCCAGCAACAUGACCGUGGACGACGUGCUCAAGGAGCACUGGAGGAACCCACACAAGGUCAAGAGUAUUGUCUGCACAAUGGGACUGAAGUGGUAUCCGCACCCAGAAUUACUCCACUGCAUCAAAGGUUGUGAGCCGUUCAGGGGAGACAACUACUGUGAUGCAUUAAACAACCGAGCCUUCUGCAACUACGAUGGAGGAGACUGCUGCCAAUCCACUGUCAAGACUAAGAAGGUGAUUCCUUUCCCCAUGUCCUGCGACAUACGGGGCGAGUGCUCCUGCCGGGAUCCUAACGCCAUGGAGAACAAAAGAGAAGAGAACGUGUAUUCCCUGGGGUGAUCAAACCCACAAAGAGAAGGAGGGGCAAUUUUCCACGUCCCGAGACAUCUUUUGCUCCAACA
This is a messenger RNA of Nerophis lumbriciformis (worm pipefish), 5759 nucleotides long. RefSeq names its product pregnancy-associated plasma protein A, pappalysin 1a (gene pappaa). Gene Ontology annotation, biological process: cell surface receptor signaling pathway; proteolysis. Gene Ontology annotation, molecular function: metalloendopeptidase activity; protein binding. The record is from RefSeq and is a predicted model, not a curated record. NCBI's taxonomy places the organism in Eukaryota, Metazoa, Chordata, Actinopteri, Syngnathiformes, Syngnathidae.